Messenger RNA from Aspergillus homomorphus CBS 101889, 1045 nucleotides. Its product is annotated as 40S ribosomal protein eS7. The transcript is spliced from 3 exons. Gene Ontology annotation, molecular function: structural constituent of ribosome. Bases 116 to 721 code for a protein of 201 amino acids. Gene Ontology annotation, cellular component: small-subunit processome; 90S preribosome; cytosolic small ribosomal subunit. Gene Ontology annotation, biological process: translation; rRNA processing; ribosomal small subunit biogenesis. NCBI's taxonomy places the organism in Eukaryota, Fungi, Ascomycota, Eurotiomycetes, Eurotiales, Aspergillaceae. The record is from RefSeq and is a predicted model, not a curated record.
GUCCAAUUUCAACCACCAACCUCACGACAAGGAAGGCAGCCAGCAACCACCUCCUCCUCCUCGCCCCCCUUCCCCCCAGCAGCACAGCCAGCACCCCCGUCGCUCGUCUGCAACAAUGGCUGCCAUCAACAAGAUCGCCCUCAACUCGCCCUCGAGGCAGAACCCCUCCGAGCUGGAGACCGCGAUCGCCGGUGCUCUGUUCGACCUCGAGAGCAACACACAGGACCUGAAGGCCACCCUUCGGCCCCUGCAGUUCGUCUCUGCCCGUGAGGUUGAGGUUGGCCACGGCAAGAAGGCCGUCAUCAUCUUCGUCCCUGUCCCUCUCCUCCAGGGUUUCCACAAGAUCCAGCAGCGUCUGACCCGUGAGCUCGAGAAGAAGUUCUCUGACCGCCACGUCCUCUUCGUUGCUCAGCGCCGCAUCCUGCCCCGCCCCAAGCGCUCCGUCAACUCGCGCACCACCCAGAAGCAGAAGCGCCCUCGUUCCCGCACUCUGACCGCCGUCCACGACGCCGUCCUCUCCGACCUCGUGUACCCCGUCGAGAUCGUCGGCAAGCGCAUCCGCACCAAGGAGGAUGGCUCCAAGACCCUCAAGGUCAUCCUUGACGAGAAGGAGCGUGGUGGUGUCGACCACCGCCUUGACGCCUACGGCGAGGUCUACCGUCGGUUGACUGGCCGUGCUGUUGUCUUCGAGUUCCCCCAGGGUGGUGCCUCUGACUACUAGAUCGUUUUCCUCCAAACCAACAUUUUCCAUUUUUAUUCUUUAUGGCCAUAAUCUUUCUUCAUUUUCAUCCAAGUCUAUGAAAAAACCGAACGAAAUGUUGUUCUAAAGAAUAUUAGCUGCUGGUCUGGGCGAAAAAGAAAAAGACAAAACCAAAACCAAAAGAUUAUUGUCAGGGAACCGGAACGAUCCAAAGGGAAUUUCAAAUAUGAUGAUGGCUGUGUUGUUGUGAGGAUGAUGUUCCUUCUUUUUGUUACAGUAAAAUGGUUUCUUAAAAUGCUUUCUACCCCCUUCACUGCACAUCUUCCCCGUGGAACGAAGUCGGAA